Suillus subaureus is the source of this 5145-nucleotide messenger RNA. RefSeq lists its product as uncharacterized. Gene Ontology annotation, biological process: regulation of DNA-templated transcription. The record is from RefSeq and is a predicted model, not a curated record. The transcript has 14 exons. NCBI's taxonomy places the organism in Eukaryota, Fungi, Basidiomycota, Agaricomycetes, Boletales, Suillaceae. Gene Ontology annotation, molecular function: histone acetyltransferase activity. The coding region runs from base 1 to 5145 and encodes 1714 amino acids.
AUGUCACGCGCAUGUGUCACAGAAGGCCGUCGCUCGCUGUGGACGACGUCGACUGCGAGUCAAUCCCCCUUUGUUACCACACAGCUCAUCGUUGCUGUCGGCGAAGCAGAUGCAAUUAUGCGGAGUCUUCCAUUUCCAGUAGCUGCCACGUUCGACCUUGAAGUACCAAGUGAACAUGGAACACCGUUCAGCCCCGCCAGCGAUAUUCCUAUCGAUCCUGCACUCGCCGGGCCACUGCCCAUCGACCCAGCUAUCAUGGGCGAUGAAGCCGUUCAAUUAAAUGUUUUGGAGCAGGGUCCGCCCGUGCACAUUCCAGAGGAUUUCAUUCCGCCCCACCCUCGACACUAUUCUCAGGAACCUUCGCAAUAUGACCAAGGUCCCCGUGGCGAUCCAUUUGCGCCCCAACCUGCACCUUAUCUACAUAUUCAAGAAGAAGUCGUUCCACCACCCGCCAAGCCACCAAAGAGAAGGCGAAAACCCCGGCGAGAACCCGAGUGCGGGUUUUGUCAGGGGGAUGACAAGAAGAACAAGGAGGCUGAACCUGAGGCUAUGGCCAUCCGAGCUGCUUGCAACUUGGUGCUAUCGCAGAUACCAUUCGUUCAUAUCCUUGGAAGUGCAUCGAAUGCAAGACUUGCGAAAUUUGUCAAGAAAAAGGUGAUGAUGAGAGAAUUCUGCUAUGCGACUUUUGUGAUCGAGCCUCCCCUGGAAGAAAUGCCGCCCGGAACAUGGCACUGCCCAAUGUGCCCCCCAUUCCUCCUUCCUUUGGAAUCCGAAGUUGCAUCCACCACAAAUUCCGAUCCCCAAAAUGGAGACGAGGCAACUGCCGAGCCUGAAGUGGAUGUUGAAGUUGACGAUGGUGAUGACGAUUCGUCUGAAGACUCUUCGGACUCUGAAUCUGAAUCCGACGGUACCAAUACUGUGCAAGCACCAACCCCCCGCCAGCGACCCAGCCAGCGAAUAAAGAAGCCGCCGAAGCGCAGAAUCGAACACUCAACCCCACGGCCCCUUAAACGCAUCCGCCUGCGCUCGCCCGUGGCACACCCGCUCGUCGUACGCCUGCGAAUCCCCCCAAAGGGUAAGGGCAAAGAACGAGAAGAGGACCCCGACAGAAAUAUCUUCGAGGAUCUGCUCAGCCCUGCUCAUAGGGACAUGUCAAAGACAGAUAUCACAGACUCUGACAGAGCACGAUUUGAUAAAAGUUGUCUGGCCGCCGAGGAAAAACUUGCACCUCCAUCUCAAUCAGCACCUCCAGCUGACACACCUGAUCCUCCGAUAGCCGGCCCUUCGUCUCGUCCCCUACGGUCUCAUACUCUCCAACACAUAACCAUACCUUCUUCAAUACCAGCUCGCUCGCCAGUGCCUUCCACACCUGGCACAAUUCCGCACACACCAUCCACUAUCCCUGCUACCCCGUCAGGUUUCCCAGCGCCUCCCUCCACAUUACGUAUCCGGACCAUCCGCUUUGGGAAGUAUGACAUCCACCCGUGGUAUGACGCCCCCUUUCCUGAAGAAUUCUCAAAUAUCCCGGAUGGACGACUGUGGUUCUGCGAAUUUUGUCUCAAAUAUAUGAGAAGUGGCUUUGCUUUUGGUAGACAUAACAUGAAAUGCAAAACACGACAUCCACCAGGCGACGAGAUUUAUCGCGAUGGUGCCAUGUCUAUUUUCGAAGUGGACGGACGCAAGAACAAGAUAUACUGCCAGAAUCUUUGCUUGCUGUCGAAAAUGUUCCUAGAUCACAAGUCACUCUUCUACGACGUCGAGCCAUUCUUGUUCUACGUUAUUACAGAAACCGACGACAUGGGUGCACGUUUUGUGGGGUACUUCAGUAAAGAGAAAUGUUCUCCGAAGGACUACAACGUCAGUUGUAUCAUGGCGUUGCCUGUGAGGCAGAGACAAGGAUGGGGAAAUUUCUUGAUUGACUUCAGUUACCUUCUCUCCAAGAAGGAACAGCGUGCGGGAUCACCCGAGAAGCCACUCUCAGGGCUUGGUCAACUGGGGUACAAGAACUAUUGGACCCUCGCACUCAUGCGAUACCUUCAUACAUCACCGGAUAACCCAACCCUUGAAGCUAUCAGCAAGGGCACAUCUAUGACCAUCGAAGAUAUUUAUAAUACCCUCCACGACCAGGGAAUGAUCUCUGUGCAAUCUGCUACACCGCCUAUGAGACCUACACCAGGGCAAGCUAUCAAGUUCCCACGAGGGCGCAAGAACGGCAUUGCGCGGCGUCAUCUUCAGCGGCAGAGCACGCUAAACAAGGAAGAGGAGGCCGGAAGCAAGGCCAACACACCUUUUGUCCCCCCCACGCGGUACCAGAUUACCUGGGAUCCCGAGAAGGUGCAACACUACCUUGAAGCGUGGGAGAAGAAGGGGUACAUGAAGCUGAAACCAGAACGGUUGAAAUGGACGCCGUUUGUCCUGGCACGGGCAAAAGCUGGCGGGGAAGUUCUGCAGGUGGAGCUGGGUGCUGGCAUGGGUGCUUUGAACGGCGUUGCGGAAACACCAAUUCCAGUCACUGAACAGGACAAACAGACGCCGGCCCCCGGCCCUGCCGAACCCUCCGUCGGCAUAUCUGAGGCAGCGCCUACAGAGACUCAUUAUGUCUCAGACACUCCUGCAGCCCGCCUGUUUGAUGACAUCAUAGCCAAAAACCCUGAAACUCCUGUACCAAAGAAGCAGUUGCGGAGUCGCGUUAAAGGAGGCGAAGUGCCUCGAUCUGUCUUCUCGCGAACGCAGUCGAGUCGUAACACGAUCACGCGCACUGCCCUCCAACGACAUACACGUUCUGUAUCGGCUCGCCCUAUUACUGGCAUCGAUGGUGUGGUCAACGGUACUGCCCCUCAAACCGAUGAGCUGGCAGAACAAUCGAGUCCUGAUAUCCCUGCCAAACGGCGACGAGGACGGGCACGGAUCAAGCCACCGGAUGAUGCGUUGUCAGCGGUGUCUGAGUCUGGGAGGAUGACUGCUUCACCGUCACCCUCAAGACCCCUGACUCGAGUCAAACGCAGGAGGAUAGAGUCUCCUGAAUCAGAAACCCUCUCAGAGCGUGCGGAAGAUCAUGCUGAGCCGCCUGGUAGUUCUACUCACUCCAACGGUCACAUUAACCCCGUCAGUGAGGUCGGUCAGGAGGAUGUCUCUCAUCAUUCAUCCGGAUCAUCUGGUUCUGUCAAUACUGGUGCUCAAUCUCUUCGAGUGGAGACGACCUCAUCUAUGUCAGAACUAGAUACACGAUCCUCACUUGCUCAGUCGCAACCACCAGAUGACGAGAUUAAGUCGGAGGAAGCGGAUACGCCUCUCACCGGCAUAACCAGCCGACACAGCGUACCAAGCGACGAUACCUUGUUCGUUGUGGAGACUGCAAAUGGGGUAGGGACUAAGGGCUCUGGAGGCUCUGAUAUCAUCAGAGCCGUGCACUCACCCACUUCUCAAACUACCGGGAGGGAAAGUGCUGGUCAGGACUCAGUACCCAGUUGUUCCGCUCCAGCACUAUCCAACGAUCUCGAUCAAUAUUCUGAUCUGGAUGCUGAGGGCGAACUGGCACACAGUGGUGAUUUGUUGUGUGACCGGUUGUUUGGCGGCGACUUUAGAACCAAACAGCCCGCCUUUUCUCAAGCCGAGCCACAACACACACGAGCGGUUCACGCCGGUUCAUUGUGGUUCACAGUCUGGCCUAUGGAAACUAACAACGACCCAAGCAUGGCCUUUGGGCAUCUUCAACGAGACCCAAACCUGCAGACUAAUGUCAGCAAUGUCUCGAGUCUGAAUCAAGCGCUGGGAUCGCAUCUUAACUCUACCGUAAUCAAUGGGCGUCCCCAAUUCCAUGAUGGCGGAGCAUACAGGCUCUCUGAUUCACCACCGACAAUUCUGGAUUCAAAUGGUGCUCCACGGUCUGCCCAGCCGAUAGCUGGUUCUUCUCAUACUUCACCCAUUCACGAGUUUUCGGUACUCCCAACCAGCGAAACUCAAUCUACUAGUGGGCCCAAGCGUAAGCAGACCGACGGUUUGGCACCCAGUGGUUCACAGUCGGGCAAAAGACGGAGAGAAGGGGACGACAUGGGUGACCCCUUUGACACCGAUGCUGCGCACGGUUCUAAACAUUGGACUGACGACGAGAAGACGAAAUUGUUUAAUUGGCUCAUGGGUCCGGGGGAAGACAGCCACUGGAAUGCGCUCCGGGCUACAAAGAACUCGUGUCUUCGCGAGUGCGCCAUUGAGGUGUUCGGUGGCAAGAAGACUUAUCAGGCGCUAAAAGGCUGCUAUGAACGAAAUUUCAAUUUAUUUAAACAGAUCCAUGCAUUCGAAAGUUUCCACGUGCAAUUGGGGAGUGGUCCUGUCAGCUUUACGACUGAAACAGACAGGUUGCGGGAAUAUGAACGGCGAUUACAAAUUGCUCGCAAAGGCGGUUGCGACGUCGGUAAUGUGGGUGCCAAGACGAUUGACCAUUGGCAUAGGUCAGGCUGGUAUACUUUGUUCCACAGAAGAUGGAACGGCGAUCCUGCUACUACACGUCCUGCAAACCGCCAAAAUAAUGUCCUAGGGGCAACUAAUACCCAUGGCGGCGAAGAUGAUGAUGACGAUUCAUUAGAAGUGACGGAAUCAAUUCCAAUUCUUCAACCUCAGAUUCAACCUCAGAGCGCACCAUCUCAUCCUCAUCCUCAAGUUCAGCAGGUUCAUUCACAAGCGCGCCCUCCUACCUUCGUUUUCACGUCACAAUCUUCCAUUGCAAACAAGACUAAUACCAACGAGCUUCCGAUACAGGAAGCAGGACCAUCAAAUGCCUCAAGUCGACCCACCUUCCCCACCGUACCGUCGCCAAGCAGUGAUGCGUCCGUUGUCAAUUUUGCUUUACCGCAAAACAUGAUGGCUGCAUGCUUGCAGCUUUUGCAAGCGCAGGUCCAGCACAGCAAGCUCAAGCUGGAAUAUCUUAGGAGACGGGAGGAAAGGGAAGAAAGAGACAGCAAUACCCGCAAAGAUGCUGAACGUGCCCGACUGGAAAGAGAAGCUGCCGAAUGGGAGCACACAAAGGAGACAGCUAAUGUCAAGCACAGAGCCCAACUCGCAACAGAUGUAUUGGCGAAUCCGGUGGUAGACGGCUCUGUGCGCCAGGCUGCGGCCGAUUAUCUUAAAAGACUAUUUGCUUCGGACUGA